GCUGCAGCUUGUUGCACGCCGGCCGCAUAUGGAGAGGAAAAGCCUUCAAUCCAGAGAGGGCACCAACCAAAGAGCAGGCAAAAGUGGCUGCUGUUAUGACAGUUUCCCAGAGGAAAAGAAAGAGGGGGAGAGAAACCACAACACUGCAACUUGGAUAUCAGUAACCGCUCUCUCUCUUUAACUCUCUCACCCACCAAAUCGACUUUGAACCUGUUUGUUUAAAAUGCACGGACUUUACAGCCUGCACACUUACUGUUGAUUCUGUAAGGCGGUGCGAGCGAAGUUUCUCAAUACAGGGUCGAUGUUCUGGAAAAGCUAGAAACUUUUUGGUAUCCAAAUGGUGCCCCGUGCAGCCGAGGUGCUGAGCUUCUUUUAUCCGAGUUUUUCGGACGUGGAUUUGCAACUGUCACGGACGAUGGAGUCGGUAGCCAAACCGCGGAGGUACUGAAGACAUCUCUCUCCCCCGGGAGAGUCCUCCCUCCCCCCGGGGCGAUGCGGAUCUCCUUCCUCCUUCUCACCGCCUCUCUGUGUGCCUUGGUCCUCCUCCUCCUCGCACCUGCCUCGGAGGGCUGCGGGCCGGGGAGGGGGUACGGCAAAAGGCGGCUCCCGAAAAAGCUCAUCCCGCUUGCCUACAAGCAGUUCAGCCCAAACGUCGCCGAGAAGACCCUAGGAGCCAGCGGGCGUCCCGAGGGCAAGAUAACACGCAACUCCGAGCGCUUUAAAGAGCUAACGCCAAACUACAAUACAGACAUAAUCUUUAAAGAUGAGGAGGACACGGGCGCCGACAGGCUAAUGACCCAGCGGUGUAAAGACAAGCUAAAUUCUCUGGCCAUCUCUGUGAUGAACAUGUGGCCAGGUGUGAAGUUGAGAGUGACGGAGGGCUGGGAUGAGGAUGGUCAUCAUUCAGAGGACUCACUGCAUUAUGAGGGGCGUGCUGUCGACAUUACCACAUCAGACAGGGACAGGAAUAAGUAUGCUAUGUUGGCUCGCUUGGCUGUAGAAGCUGGAUUUGACUGGGUCUAUUACGAGUCCAAAGCCCACAUUCACUGUAGCGUCAAGUCAGAACACUCUGUGGCAGCCAAAACCGGUGGUUGUUUCCCUGGUGACGCUCAGGUUGUCGUUGAAGGUGGUGCUGCUAAACAGAUGCGUGACCUUCUCCCUGGUGAUCGGGUCUUGGCUUCCUUAACAGCAGACGGCCAUGGUCCUUUUCUCUACAGCCCAGUCCUAUCCUUUCUGGACCGUCAGCCCAAUGCCACAAAGAUCUUUUAUGUUAUUGGGACUGAUGCAGGAUUCAAUAUUACUCUCACAGCUGCUCACCUGAUCUUUGUCACAGACUGCACUGCUGGGCUGAAUCAGCCAGAGGAAGAGCCCUUAUCGGGUUCCACGUGGGAAGGCAGGCCUAGAUGGGGAGUAGGUCAGAGGACGGUUUUUGCCAGCGAGGUCCAGCCAGGACAGUGUGUGUUUACAUCGGCAGGGGAAGUGAAGUCACAGCCAAAACUUUCAGUUGUGACCUUUGUGAGCGAGCAGAGGAGCAUUGGCUUGUAUGCCCCACUCACCCAGCAUGGGUCUAUAGUGGUAAAUGGUGUAUUGGCAUCUUGUUAUGCUGCUGUGGACAGUCACCAUUUGUCCCACUGGGCCCUGGCCCCGCUACGACUCUUCUACAGCCUGAUUGGGACAUCAGAAGCACAGAAUGAUGGGCUGCACUGGUACCCUUGGCUUCUACAUUGGCUAGGGAAAAUGCUGCUGGAUACUACACACUUCCACCCCUGGUCUGUUGAACAAUGACAUAGAUAAGAGGCGCAGAGACAUGUUUUACCAUGAUGUCUUCUUUCAGUUAACACUAGUAUGGAGCACUAGAACGCGAAGCACAACAACCUUUCUUUUGACAAGAAAUCAACUGAGGGACCACCAAAGGCAAUUCAUUUUAUUAUGUAAAUAUGUUUUGUAGUAACUCCACUUGCCUGUAUUUGCUGUACUUCAACAAGUUCUUUUGUUGUUCAUGCAAACGAGAUAAAGAGAGAAAAUGAGACAGAAACAGAAAUAUGGAAAAAUAGUAUUUCCAGUUUUAUUCAUUUCCAAAAAAUGUAAUAGAUAUGAAAAAAAAAUCUGAAUUCUGUUCACCAGAGAUCAAAAACAAAGAUUAUACUAAAAAAAUUGCUGAGAAGUGAGACUGUCAGGUUUUAUCCUUCCUUUGUACUGUAUUUACUCCAAUCUGACAAUAUUUGAGCUUAUUGAUACAAUUUUGUGAAACCUCUUUAGUGUCUCAGGCUUAAGAUGAACACACAAAGAAAAAAAGAGGAGAAAUUAGUGACUGAACAAGGUGAGAUGUGAAACUUUAAAUGUACAUAGGUAUUUAUACAGUUAAGUCAUGGACUUUACUUAGUUUACUGUUAGAUUCAUCACUGCAGUAAAUUCACUGAUUCUUUACUCUUCCUUUUAGAGUCUAUAUUAUAUAUUAGCAAAUAAUUUACAGAAAAAUAUUUAACUAGACAGUUUAUUAAGUUCAUUACUUUGUACAUGAUGAGAUUAAAUGUACUGGUGUUGCAUUGUUUUUUGACAUCUGAAAAAGGGCUUUGUUGUAACAACUGGAUGGCAGAGAAAGAGUAUGAAUACACAGUAUUUGUGUUACACUUUGUACACAUACUGUAUAAUUCUACUUCACAACAUUUGUCACUUACUGAUGCAGGAUUGAUUAAAGGUGCUAUAGUGGCCGCCCUGUCUCUGCCAUCCGUUUCUACACGACUUGAUUGUGUUAAACAAAUUUAUGUGGCUCAUUUAAACGUCUCCUUGUUGAUUAUCAGGUGUUUUUAAUUUAAAACUUUUGUAUUUGUUUUUCAUUGUUUCAGGUUUCCAGUUUUCAGAUCAGUACACUCAGGCUGUAUUCAACUACUGUAUUAAGUAGCUAGCUAGGCAUCAUAUUAAAAACAGUACUUAUUUUUA
Messenger RNA from Pelmatolapia mariae (spotted tilapia), 2940 nucleotides. RefSeq names its product indian hedgehog B protein-like. Lineage: Eukaryota; Metazoa; Chordata; Actinopteri; Cichliformes; Cichlidae. Gene Ontology annotation, biological process: cell-cell signaling; regulation of gene expression; smoothened signaling pathway. The record is from RefSeq and is a predicted model, not a curated record. The transcript has 4 exons. Gene Ontology annotation, molecular function: calcium ion binding; patched binding. The coding region runs from base 493 to 1785 and encodes 430 amino acids.